Molecule: messenger RNA, 909 nt
Organism: Coregonus sp. 'balchen'
Lineage: Eukaryota; Metazoa; Chordata; Actinopteri; Salmoniformes; Salmonidae
Source: the annotation of a GenBank genome assembly
AUGUGCUCUGUCUGUCUGAGACGUGGCCUCUCGUGUGUUUCAGUGCUGGCGGUGCAUGAACCCAGCCCCUGGGCACUAUGGCAGUUCAGAGGGAUGAUCGUCUGUGUCAACCCUGAUAGCUGGCCUGUGCUGGACUACGCUGACUAUGGCUGCUACUGUGGGAAGGGCGGCUCAGGCACACCUGUGGAUGAUCUGGACAGGUACGCAGUCAUGUAGGGGAAGACGGGGUCAGGGGUAAUGAAUACGGCAAGAAUCUGAGAAGAUGAGGAUGAAUUUGAACCUGGAGGUUGAUGUGUACACUGUGUAGGUGGACGGUGGGAGUUAUACAGUGUGGGGGGGAGGGGGGCUAUAUACAUUCAUUUUAACAGGAAGUCAGUAAUUAUACUUGUAUUGAAACAGAUGCCCUCUGUGUGUUCCAGAUGCUGUCAGGUUCAUGACCAGUGCUACUCUGAUGCCAUGCAGCACGAGGAUUGCUGGGCCAUCUUUGACAACCCUUACACGGAAAUAUACAGCUACCAGUGUGACAGAGCCUCUAAGACUGUCACCUGCAAAGGUGAGUGUGUUCAGCAUAACUAUAAGAUUAAAAAACAGUCCCUUCGUCAAAAUAUAACUUUUAUUCUGCAACAGUACCCUCUUUAGGAUGUUCGAGUCCUCUGCAUCUUUUGAAUUUGAGAUGUUCUAUUUCCCUUCCCCCUUGAAAACCAUUUACCAUUACCCAUCCUUCUCUUUCUCAAUUUUCCCUCUUCCUCCCCUCCUGCCUCCUUACUUUUUCUUCUGUCUCUCUGUCAUACAGAAAACAACAAUCCAUGUGAGAUGUUUAUCUGCGAGUGUGACAGAAAGGCAGCCAUGUGCUUUGACAAGGCGGGGUACAACCCAGAGCAUGAGCACCUUCCCAGUGAGCACUGCUAG